CGCGAGGUGUGAACAAAACUCAGUUUAUAUUAUAUAAAAUUGUUCAAAGCAGGAUUUGUGACGUCGCCCGGCUAUAAUUCGCAAAUAGGUGAAGACUAUGAGUGAGAAACAGAAACUGACUGUCAGGGUCAUCUGAGUGAAUUAUUAAAUUAAUAACUAAAUAGCUUUAGCACGAUAGCAUCAUGGCCAGUCCCGCGAACGCAAACAUGAAUGCUGUCCGGGAGACUAUGGAUGUUCUUCUGGAGAUAUCCAGGCUGCUGAAUACGGGAUUGGACAUGGAGUCUCUGUCGAUAUGUGUCCGUCUCUGUGAGCAGGGGAUCAAUCCCGAAGCGCUGUCAUCAGUUAUCAAAGAACUCCGAAGAGCCUCGGACUCAUUAAAGGCUUCUGAAAACAGCACUAGUCAAGGAUGACCGGUCUAAAUUUCAUCUAUUACAGAGUGGUCCCUGUUUGAGAAGAAA
This is a messenger RNA of Cyprinus carpio (common carp), 458 nucleotides long. RefSeq names its product mitotic-spindle organizing protein 1. Gene Ontology annotation, biological process: gamma-tubulin complex localization; microtubule nucleation by interphase microtubule organizing center; mitotic spindle assembly. Gene Ontology annotation, cellular component: gamma-tubulin ring complex; spindle; centrosome. Lineage: Eukaryota; Metazoa; Chordata; Actinopteri; Cypriniformes; Cyprinidae. The record is from RefSeq and is a predicted model, not a curated record.